This is a messenger RNA of Mustela lutreola (European mink), 973 nucleotides long. It is a transcript of the gene ATRAID, whose product is annotated as all-trans retinoic acid induced differentiation factor. The record is from RefSeq and is a predicted model, not a curated record. NCBI's taxonomy places the organism in Eukaryota, Metazoa, Chordata, Mammalia, Carnivora, Mustelidae. The transcript has 7 exons. Gene Ontology annotation, cellular component: intracellular membrane-bounded organelle. Gene Ontology annotation, biological process: positive regulation of osteoblast differentiation. Bases 43 to 732 code for a protein of 229 amino acids.
GCCAGUCUCGCGAGGCGCUGAAAAGGACGGAGGGAGCGAAAAAUGGCUCUUCGCGGGCAGGGUUGUGCUUCAUUCCUGGUCCCUUGGGCAGCGACCCUGCUCCUCGCUCUGGGCGCGGAAAGGGCUCUGGCGCUACCCGAGAUAUGCAUGCUGUGUCCAGGGAGUGUGCAAGAUUUGUCGGAAGUGGCUCUUUAUUGUAAGCAGACACCAGAGCUAAUGCUGCACUCCCGCUGCUGCCUGAAUCAGGAGGGCACCAUUGUGGGGCUGGAUCUCCAGAACUGUUCUCUAAAGGACCCUGGUCCAAAUUUUCCUCAGGCACAUACUGCUGUCAUCAUAGACAUGCAAGCAAACCCCCUCAAAGAUGACUUGGCCAACACCUUCCGUGGCUUUACCCAGCUCCAGACUCUGAUACUGCCCCAAGAUGUCAGCUGUCCUGGAGGUAUUAAUGCCUGGAAUACUGUCACCUUUUACACAAAAAACCAAACCUGCCAAGGGCAAAGGAACUUUUGCAACAGCACGGGGGACCAAGAAAUGUGUCCUGAGAAUGGGUCCUGUGUACCUGAUGGUCCAGGUCUCUUGGAAUGUGUCUGUGCUGAUGGCUUCCAUGGCUACAAGUGUAUGCGCCAGGGUUCCUUCUCACUGCUUAUGUUCUUCGGUAUUCUGGGAUCUACCACAUUAUCCAUCUCCAUUCUGCUUUGGGGGACCCAACGCCGGAAAGCUAAGACUUCAUGAACCACAUAGGUCUUCCUACUGACCAAAAAAUCUUCUCGAUCUAGCCGAGCCCAGCCAGGGAGAUUUUCUUCCUAGACAGGAUGAUUGGCUAGCAGAUCCUCCUCAAGACUGAAGCCAUCUUUGGCAGGAAGAUGGAAAGUUGGCAUAGCCUUGGGGUGUUGUGGACACUGCAGUCCAGGAAUGGACGGAGACCAGUGCCCCAUUUGUGCAUGACUAUAAUAAACACCUUUUCUUGUCGUUC